AUGCCUACCAUGUCUAAGCUCUCCGUUGCUGCCGUCACAGGCGCUGCGUUCACUGCAGCCUCCGCCUUUGUGGCGCCCAACGCCAAGCAGACGCAAGCGGCAUCUCUGCGAGGAGCGUCCGCCGGCCGCGGCAACGUCCUCAGCGGCCUCAGCGGCCUCAGCGGCCUCAGCGGCCUGGGCGUGGCCGGUCUCGCGGCAGCGGCCUUGGCGCCGCGCGCCAGCGCCAGGACGGCGACUGUGCGGUGCGCCUAUGACGCCUCCAAGGAGAUUGGAGCAUGCGACCCUUUGCUCUUUUGGGAUCCUAUUGGCUACUGCGGCGGAGACUGCACCAAACAGGACUUUGACCGCCGUCGUGCUGUGGAGCUCAAGCACGGACGCAUUUGCAUGUUCGCAACCAUCGGCAUGGUUUGGCCGGACAUCUUUGGCAAGUUCGAUGGCUAUCUCUCUCCUUCCCAGAACCUGAAGUUCGCGGAUGUGCCCUCCGGCAUUGCCGCCAUCAGCAAGGUGCCCCUGGAGGGCUGGCUUCAAGUCCUGCUCGUGGCAGGCCUCAUUGAGACUCAGCUUUUCAAGGACCAGUCCUUCGGUGGCUUUGCCUACGCCAAGUACGGCGAGCCGGGCAACUUCGGCACCGGCUACUGGGGCCGCAAGAUCAAGGACCCCGCCGAGAGGAAGCUGAAGCUAACCACCGAGCUGAACAACGGGCGCUUGGCCAUGACUGCCAUGGCUGGCAUGCUCAUCCAAAACGGCCUCACAGGCCAGGCGCCCAUCGAGCAGUUGACCGCGGGGCACAUCUCGCCCUUCAACGACGGCCAGGGCGCCUUCGCGCAGUUCGACCCCUCCAAGGAGCUUGGCGCCUGCCCUCCUCUGGGCUACUGGGAUCCCUUCGGCAUGAUGGCCUUCCAGGAUGAGGCGAAGUUCCGCAAAAAUCGCGAGCUGGAGCUGAAGCACGGCCGGAUUUGCAUGGUCGCCACUAUCGGCAUGAUCGUGCCUGACCUCUUCGGGCGCUUCGGCGGCUACUUGUCGCCCUCCAUGAACUUGAAGUUCUCCGACAUCCCCUGCACCAUUGAGGCCAUCUACAAGGUCCCGGCGGCCGGCUGGCUGCAGGUCUUUGCCCUUGCCGGCGCGAUUGAGGCCAAGAAUUUGGCCUUCCCCACCAAUUACGGCUACCCACCGUUCUGGGGCCAGAUCAACAAGCUCUCCGCGGAGGAGAAGUCGAAGAAACUUUUGGCCGAGAUCAACAACGGACGCCUUGCCAUGAUGGCCAUGGCUGCCAUCGUGGCGCAGAACGGAGCCACUGGCCAGUCCCUCGUGGAGCAGUUCACCACAGGCAACCUCAACCCCUUCGUGGGUGGCUACGCCGGAUCGGAGGUGUCCAGCAGCACGGCGCUGCGCGCCAAUUCGGAGGCCCUGCCGUGGGCUCCGGUGCCUGAGAACCUCACCAACAACAUCAUUGGGCCCUACGUGGGCGAUGCGGGCUUCGACCCUGCUGGCUUCGCCAAGAACAAGCGUUUGUUGCCUUGGUACCGCGAGGCCGAGUUGGCCCACGGCCGGGUGUGCAUGUUGGCGGUGCUGGGCUACACCGUCCAGACGAGUGGCGCGAAGUGGGAGCCCUUCAUCACCCGCUACCCCACCGACUCGGCGGAUCCUUUGAAGGCAGCAACCCAGGUGCCCAUCAUUGGCUGGCUGCAGAUCUUGACCGUCAUUGCUCUUUCGGAGUUGUGGCGCUAUGAGAACGUCAUCAGCAAGUACAGCGAGGGUGUGGCGCCCGGGGACCUGGGAUGGAACGUCGAUGCUCCGACGGGCACCAAGCGACCCAAGUGGUUCGGCCCCACCUUCACUGCCAAGUACUCUUCCGAGGAGUGGAACAACAUGAAGCUGCGUGAGAUUAAGCACUGCCGUCUGGCGAUGGUGGGCUUUUUCUUCAUGGUCCUCACCAACGCAUCCACUGGGGCGGGCCCCUCGCUGAUUCCCAGCUUCACCCAGUCGGAGUUCCAGUGCCUUGACGCGAACUACUUUCCUGAAGAGCUGGGCAAAGAAGCUGUCUCUUCGCGGUACAACGGAGCCUACGAGGUGGGCUGUCCUGCGCGGGGGUGGUCGUACCACCUCGGGGAGUGCAACGACAUUGGAAAGGGCCCGCAGUGGCAUUGUUGGUCACCGGAUCGCUUCGAGGCUGGUCCAGACCAACCUUGUGGGGAAGAGGACUCUGGGAAGUGCCUGUGCGUCAGGAAUGUCUCCAACCAAGGAGAUCCAAUGAACAAGGACGUGGUCAACAAGGCAUCGGAGGCGAAGGCAGGCGAGGAUCUCAUCACUGCCCAAUGGCAAGUCGAGACCUCCAAGCAGCUUAAGUGCCGCGAAUGUGCGCAGCACGACCAAAGCCAGGAGGAGACUGCAUUGCCUGUGCGCCGAAGUGCGACUACGGCAGCAAGGACAGCUUGCCGGUCUCAAGGUCACUGGAUGCUUCGACUCUGA
Molecule: messenger RNA, 2469 nt
Organism: Effrenium voratum
Lineage: Eukaryota; Dinophyceae; Suessiales; Symbiodiniaceae
Source: the annotation of a GenBank genome assembly